AUUGACUUCAAUAAAGAGCAGUCUCAUAAUGUUCGAAGGAGGUUUGCUCCUUUUCACAAUACGCACUUUCACGGCCGUGUAAACUGUAUAUAGAUACUCCAGCAGGACUACCCAACACAACAAACUUCCCAACCACCACAAUCCUUCAGACCUUCAGUUCUAUCGCGGCCAUAUGGCUUCACUCCCAGGUCUCAACCUCGCCGCAGCCUCUGCAGAACCCGCAAAUUUAACCUCCACAUCUACCGAAACACGUCAACAAGACCUCGCCGCAAACACCGAGUACCGCUUCGAAGUCUCAUUCUCACGAACCCUCACCAUCCGGCUGCGGACUGGCACCGCGGAGUUCUUCGGCACCGAGCUCGGCCCAUCAACAACUUACAGCUUCAAAGGGACGAAGGGAGCAAUAUACACAUGGCAUGGGUGCUCUUUAGAGAUCGGCGGAGAGGCCGAAUCGGAAUAUGUGGCUGAGGAGACAACCAUGAUGAGCUACGCGAAUGCACAUUUUGCAUUAGAGGACCUAAGGGACAAGGCGAUGCAGAGCAAUGAGGCAGGGCCGAGAGUGCUAGUUGUUGGACCCGACAAUUCAGGAAAGACAAGCUUGGUGCGGAUCCUUACGAGUUAUGCUCUCAAGAUGGAACGGCAGCCCGUAGUGGUAAAUCUCGACCCGAGAGAGGGAAUGUUAAGCGUGCCGGGAAGCCUAACAGCAUCGGCCUUCUCAGGUAUAUUGGAUGUGGAAGAAGGCUGGGGUAGUAGCCCUAUCUCUGGGCCAAGUCCCAUUCCUGUCAAGAUGCCACUGGGUUAUCACUACGGCCUGGGAAAUCCGGAGGAGGGAAAGCUGUAUAAGCCGUUGGUGACGAGGAUGGCGCUGGCGGUCCUGUCACGAUUGGAAGAGGAUAAGGCUUCGAAGCAUACGGGUUUCAUCAUUGAUACUCCAGGGUCGAUCAGCCAUGGCAAGGGAGGAGUUUACGAGAACAUAGAUCACAUAGUGUCCGAAUUCUCGGGUACGUGUGGUGUAUGUUUCGUAGGGAAACUGCUGACAAUCUCAGUCAACAUAAUAUUCGUCCUAGGAUCCGAGCGUCUCUACUCGGAUCUUUCUCGCAAGUACGGCCACCGCAGCGAAGAUCCCAUAUCUGUUGUACGGCUAGAUAAAUCGGGGGGCUGCGUAGACAGAGACGAGGCAUACAUGAAGCACUUCCGGCAGAAUCAAAUUCAUAACUAUUUCUUCGGUACCGAUGCGGAAAACACAUUGGCACCUUAUUCCCUUGUUGCGGACAUCGGGGACCUCACUAUUUUCCGGUUGGCAGAAUCUUCUGCCGUCGACCCCUCAUUCCGACCAGGAGACGACGAUGACGACGUUUAUGCCGCUUCGAAGAACAUAUACGAAAAGGUCAACCCAUCAUCUGCCAUGCAGAACUCACUCUUGGCUGUCACCACUGCCUCGCCCAAGGACCCCCAAGAGGUAAUACGGGAUGCCAGCGUGCAAGGCUACAUUUACCUCAUCGAGGUGGAUGAAACGAAGAAGAAAGUCAGGGUGUUAGUUCCGCAGCCAGGACAGUUACCCCCUAACGCACUGGUUCUUGGUAGUUUUCCCGAAGUGGUACCCGACCUUCUCAAUUAGUAAGAUAAAAGGUCAUAGGAGUCCGGGGAAAAUAGACAGGGAGGGAGGAGGGGACCAAUUGUUUGACUGCGAUGCAAAUGAUAAACGAGGCC
Messenger RNA from Westerdykella ornata, 1710 nucleotides. RefSeq names its product Clp1-domain-containing protein. The transcript has 2 exons. Lineage: Eukaryota; Fungi; Ascomycota; Dothideomycetes; Pleosporales; Sporormiaceae. Gene Ontology annotation, molecular function: polynucleotide 5'-hydroxyl-kinase activity. Gene Ontology annotation, biological process: tRNA splicing, via endonucleolytic cleavage and ligation. Gene Ontology annotation, cellular component: nucleus; mRNA cleavage factor complex. The coding region runs from base 173 to 1618 and encodes 481 amino acids. The record is from RefSeq and is a predicted model, not a curated record.